AUGAAUUCCCGUCACUCCUCUCCGCCCUCUGACAAUGCUCCAGGACCCAGCAAUCUUGCCCGCCCAAUGUCCAUCUCCACCAUCUCGAUGCCGCCAUCAUACCAGACCAACCCGCCGCACCCCUCCCAGCAGCCACUGACCCGCCUCCUCCUCUCAACGGUCCCGCAAUCCUUCAAUUCCGCUACACAACACCCUUUCCUCCGCCAAGCCGGCCUCGGCACUCUCCCCAAAGCCACCCUUUCGCGCUGGCUUUCCCAAGACCGUAUCUACGCUCAAGCGUACGUCAACUUCAUCGGCGCACUCAUAGCCCGCAUCCACCUACCACACCACCAUAUCCCUGGCAGCGACAAGUCCAAUUCUCUCCGGUGGCGCAUCUUAACCCUCCUCACCUCCGCCCUCACCAACAUCCGCCGCGAGCUCGACUUUUUCGACGACACCGCCGCCAAGUAUGCCCUGCAACUCGAGGCGGGCGUCAAGGAGGGUGCCCCUUUCGAGCCAGUUUCUUGCACCAAGCAGUAUGAAGCCCUCUUCCGCGCCUUCGCCAGCGACCCCAGCAUGUCCCUCCUCGAAGGCAUGGUCGUCCUCUGGGCCACCGAGACCUGCUACCUCCACGCCUGGAAGUACGCCCGCAGCUUCUGGCCCGAAGAGCGCUCCACCAAUCCAGACCGCGCCGUCGACGUGAACCUCAACCGCAAGCCCCUCCCCUCCAGUCUGGGCGCUCCUGCUACCCACCAAUCUCCCACCUCGAGCCACUAUAGCGAGAACCCGGCCCACAACGGGCCUGAUACGCCGGUCGAGGAGCGCGACGUUUACGACGCGCCGGAACUGGUGGUGGAACGGCGCCGGGAUGCGGACGGCGGCGCAUUACGCGAAGCAUUCAUCCCGAACUGGACGAGUCGUGAGUUCGAAAAAUUUGUAGAGGAGAUUGGUGAGUUGAUGGACGAGCUGUGCGCGAGGGAGGAGGGCUGGCGGCGGAUCGAGGUCUUUAAGGCGGUGUGGGAACAUAUAUUGAGUAUCGAGCAGGGCUUCUGGCCUGAUGUGUGA
Molecule: messenger RNA, 1044 nt
Organism: Cyphellophora europaea CBS 101466
Lineage: Eukaryota; Fungi; Ascomycota; Eurotiomycetes; Chaetothyriales; Cyphellophoraceae
Exons: 1
Coding region: 1-1044 (347 amino acids)
Source: RefSeq, a predicted model, not a curated record